Messenger RNA from Oryctolagus cuniculus (rabbit), 2631 nucleotides. The record is from RefSeq and is a predicted model, not a curated record. Lineage: Eukaryota; Metazoa; Chordata; Mammalia; Lagomorpha; Leporidae.
GCGCCCGGCGGUGCCGAGCCGCGUACGUCGUUUCCGUUUCCGCUACGUCUUUCCUCUUCCGGCCUUGGGAGACCCGGUGCGGGCUGCUUGCGGAAGGCGGCGGGAGCCAUGGCGAUGUUUGAGCAGAUGAGAGCGAACGUGGGCAAGUUGCUCAAGGGUAUCGACAGGUACAAUCCCGAGAACCUGGCCACGCUGGAGCGCUACGUGGAGACGCAGGCCAAGGAGAACGCCUAUGACCUGGAAGCCAACCUGGCUGUCCUGAAACUGUACCAGUUCAACCCAGCCUUCUUUCAGACCACGGUCACAGCCCAGAUCCUGCUGAAGGCCCUCACCAACCUGCCCCACACGGACUUCACGCUGUGCAAGUGCAUGAUCGACCAGGCUCACCAAGAAGAGCGGCCGAUCCGGCAGAUUCUGUACCUCGGAGACCUGCUGGAGACCUGUCAUUUCCAGGCCUUCUGGCAAGCCCUGGAUGAGAACAUGGACCUCCUGGAAGGCAUCACCGGCUUCGAAGACUCCGUCCGCAAAUUUAUCUGCCAUGUCGUGGGCAUCACUUACCAGCACAUCGACCGCUGGCUGCUGGCCGAGAUGCUUGGGGACCUGACAGACAGCCAGCUGAAGAUGUGGAUGAGUAAGUACGGCUGGAGCGCUGACGAGUCGGGCCAGAUCUUCAUCUGCAGCCAGGAGGAGAGCAUCAAGCCCAAGAACAUCGUGGAAAAGAUCGACUUUGACAACAGAGCUCUCCUAUCUGUUGGUCAUUCCCCAAAUGCCCCCAACAUCUGGGCCUGGGCCAGACUGAAGCCAGAAGCGGAGAACACAGGUGGCAGGGUCCAAGAGUUCGUUGCCUCCCAGGAUGCACGGUGGCAGGAAGGCAACUGGGAACUGGGAAGGCAGCAGGGGCUGGAGCCCAGGCCCUGCACGACAAUGUAUGAAGCACCUGCCCUCACCUCUGGGCUUUCUGAAGCCCCUCGCAGACAUCACAAAAUGCCUGCCUGGCAAAAAUACGAGUGUGAAAUGAGCGAAUCCAUAUGUAACAGCGACAAGCCAGUCACACAGCUGAGUAUCAUGCAUUGUGUCAUGCACACACAUUGACCUCACACAGCCCGCCUGGUGGCUCAACAAAGCAAAACAGAUGCUGUGCUUGCACACCGUCUCCCAGUCUGUGCCCUAUGCUCUUGAGUGAUUGUGGUGUUUAAAGAUAGGAAGGGGGGGGGGUGGCUGGCGCCUGUAGUGCCGGCAUCCUAUCCCAUGUGGACGCCAGUUCGAGUCCCAGCUGCUCCACUUCCAAUCCAGCUCUCUGCUAUGGCCUGGGAAAGCAGUAGAAGAUGGCCCAAGUCCUUGGGCCCCUGCACCCACAUGGGAGACCUGGGAGAAGCUCUUGGCUCCUGGCUCCUGGCUUCGGAUCAGCACAGCUCCAGCCAUUGUGGCCAUCUGGGGCGUGAACCAGCGGAUGGAAGACCUCUCUCUGCUUCUGCCUCUGCCUCUCUGUAACUCUGCCUUUUCAAACAAAUAAAUCUAAAAAUAAUAAGUAAAAAUAAAGACAGGGAUUGGAACCAGGCAGCGCCCGCCAGAAAGCUUGGCAGGAGCCCGGCCCGAGGCUGAGCGGGCACUGGGGUUCCCAGAACGCCUGUCCAGCAGCACAUGGUGAAUCAGUCGGUGCCAGUGCUCCUGGUCCACGUCCCUGGGGUGGCUGUUGGGGUGCAGGAGGUGACACUGUCGCCCAGGGCACCCACAUCCAUACUGGAGUGCCUGGGUUUGAGUCCCACCUCCACUUCUGAUCCAGCUUCUUGCUGAUGCGCCCCUGAAAGCGGAGAUGAUGGCCCAAGUAUCGGGUCCCUGCCAGCCGCGGGGGAGACCCAGAUGGGGUUCUUGGCUGAUGGCGCCUGUUGGGCAAUGAACCUGCAGAUGGAAGAGCUCACUCUCUGUCGCUCUGCCUCUGGAGUAGAUGAAAAUACACAUUUAUAAAGGACAGGAACUAGCCACGCUGGGUUGGCACUGGGCGUUGUGAGCAUGUAUUUUAAGAUUUUUUUAAAAAUUACUUUAUUUGAAAGGCAGAAGCAGAGGCAGGCAGAGAGAGAAAGGGAGGGGUCUUCCAUCUGCUGAUUGACUCCCCAGUUGGCCGCAACAGCUGGAGCUAUGCUAACCUGACGCCAGGAGCUUCUGGGUCUCCCAUGCGGGUGCAGGGGCCCAAGGACUUGGGCCGUCUUCUCCUGUUUCCCAGGCCACAGCAGAGAGCUGGUUCAGAAGUAGAGCGGCCAGGGCCCAAACCGGUGCCCACAUGGGAUGCUGGCACUGCAGGCAGCAGCUUUACCUGCUACGCCACAGCGCCGGCUCCAUGAGCACACAUUUCAUCCUGCAGAGAUGUGGGGUGGCCAGCCCGGGGUCACCCCACUCGUGGCGGCCGUGCAGGCUUGUGGACCGCUUGGCUGCCCAGUGCGUGUUGUGCUUAGCUGCUGCGUCAGCAUCUCUGACAGUGACAGGGCCCGGCGGGGACUCGUGAUCCGCCCGGCUGGAGCUUGACCUCCGGGCGUCUGCACUGGACCUGAGCGCCCCCUUUCUUCUCGGCAGGUGUGUCCAGCAUCAUGGCCUCCUCCCAGUGACCGCCAGGACGAAUAAAGAGCUGCUGACUGA